Molecule: messenger RNA, 579 nt
Organism: Cylicocyclus nassatus
Lineage: Eukaryota; Metazoa; Nematoda; Chromadorea; Rhabditida; Strongylidae
Source: the annotation of a GenBank genome assembly
AUGAACGAUACCUAUUUCAAAAUAGUGCUUGCGUGUAUACCAAUUCUAGGCACUAUCAUCACUACUAUUAUUAUCCCAUACAUAAAAACCCGAAUUGAUGCACAGAAGUUAGCAACCUAUACCGAGUGGGCUGACAAGGCUGUGUGGUGCGCACAGCAGAUUUACACUCCAGAGCAAUGGGCAGAGAAGAAAACAUACUGCAUCAACUUUCUUGCAGACCAUUGUGCAGGCAUUACAGCCGACCAAAUCAACGUGCUUAUUGAAGCUGCGGUGAAGGAACUGAAACUUGCAGAGAAGGCUGUGGAGGGCGUUCCAGCAAUCACAGGAACGAUUGUCAGUUUUUUUGUAAAAAAGGUUGAUGAGAACAACACACAGACACAGGCUCUCAAAUUAGGUAUGCAGGCUUUGCUUCGUCACGAAUUGUAUGGAAUGUAUGACAGAGCGUGCAAGAGUGGCAACAAGUCCGUUGAGGAGCUGGAAGAUUUUGAAAAUAUGUACAACAUCUAUCACAACUUGGGUGCAAAUGGUGUUAUGGACACAAUAGCAAACGAGUACAAGAACAAAAUACCUUUGAGAUAG